Cololabis saira (Pacific saury) is the source of this 436-nucleotide messenger RNA. RefSeq names its product calsyntenin-2-like. Gene Ontology annotation, cellular component: postsynaptic membrane; cell surface. Lineage: Eukaryota; Metazoa; Chordata; Actinopteri; Beloniformes; Belonidae. The coding region runs from base 53 to 436 and encodes 127 amino acids. The record is from RefSeq and is a predicted model, not a curated record. Gene Ontology annotation, molecular function: X11-like protein binding; calcium ion binding; kinesin binding. Gene Ontology annotation, biological process: positive regulation of synaptic transmission; positive regulation of synapse assembly. The transcript has 5 exons.
AUCCGGCCUGCCAGUGGCACCGUUCAAAGAGCUCCGCAUCACCAGCACUGUGAUGAAGGGAGACAGCUAUGGUGGAGCCCGCAGGCCUGGUGUGAUGGAGGUGAUGCAUAACCUGGAUUACUGUGAUGUGCUUGUAAUUGGGGAGGAACUGAAUCCUGAGAGAGAGAGUCUGGGGAUUCAUCACAGCGCUGUGUUGGGAAAACACCUCGAUGCCACCAACUCUACCUCUGGAAUAUCAAUUUAUGGCGUGGACUCCAUGUCCCACUAUGAGCAGGCACUGAGACAGUUGCGCUACAGGAACUGGCGACCUGCCACUCUGAGACGGGGAUUCACCUGCUCUGAACUUAACGGGCGUUACACCAGCAACGAGUUCAAUUUGGAGGAGCAGCACCUCCUGCUGCCACAGCAGUUAUUGUGGUUUGCAUCGCUGCCCUAG